UUUUCAGGAAGCACAAACUCUUAGCUGGUUCUUUGAAAUUUAACAACAUGACAGAGGACUGUUCCAGAACAACCAGUAACAUCCCUUCGUUAACAAUGGAGGUUGAUACUGCUUUUCUCCGAUCCUUGAGGGGUGUCGUUAAAUUAGUAGAGAUGGGGACUAUGUUUGUAGCAUUUGUGUGUUUUGCGGUAGCAUCCAGGCCCAAAUACAUUGCAGCUACAUGCAUGGAGUUUGUGAUCACAUUCUCCCUGCUUCUGCUGUACACGCUGAAGUUGAACAAGAAGCUGACUCUGUUCUUCUGGCCUCUCGUUGAUUUGUUCAACUCACUGUUUGCAGCAGUCUUCAUACUUAUCCUGAGUCUGAUAGCAGUGUCCACUUACACAGUGACAGGGACCCUGGGUGGAGGGAUAGUGGGUUUCAUAGCAACAGGCCUGUGGUGUGUGGAUGGUUACAUGCUUUUCAAGAGGGUCACAUUCAAUCAACCAAGAACAGCAGCAACUGGCACUGUGAAGUGAAGACACCACAAUUGUCUCCUCCCAUGCUCACUCUCUUAUGUCAGUCCUUCCAUGUAUACGUGUAGGUUUAAAGGGGCAAUCAGCAGUUGAAACAAUAACAAGGCUUGGCCCCGGCCCUUUUUGGUAAAAACCUGAAGGAUAUGUGGAUGGAGAAAUGUAAACACUCUCAAAUUCAUAGACAUCAAUGAUAUCAACAUGAUAGUUUUAACCAUGUUUCGAGGCUAUAUAGUGUUUGUUUACAUUUAGUUUGUUUACGAUUAUUGGAGUAAAACAAGCUUAUAUUUUGGGUUCUGAUGGUGUAUGACAGUUGAACUAAGCUCAUGGGGCAUUUAUAUAUGUGUACAUAUAAUUAAUUUCUAAAUAAAAAAAUGGAUGUAUCAACUGCAGAUUGCCCAUUUGUUUGUAUAGCUUAAUCCAUGCAACAACACAAUUAUCAUGUAUAUAAAAUAAGUACACCUUUGAAACCUAGGCCUGUAUAAUGUUUUGAACAAUGUCAGGUUACGUGUAGGCCUACCUAGUCUAUUUCUGCUUUAUUCUAAAGUAAUGUUUCUAUUGCAUUUUGAGCUGUUUAUGACGUUCCCAUAAAGUUAAAACAUAUUAUUUAUAAAACUCGAGGGAUACAGCACAACAAUUUUAACAAAUACAUUACAGUAUUUUAGUUUUUGGCGCAUAUUAGCAUGCACAUAGCCCAGUCCGCCCAGCAUAAGGGUCCAACAUCUCUAGAAUGCAGAUGUUGAGCUUUUGUGAACUACAUUUUCGCACUGUCAUUAUUUCCGUUUCCACUUCAAGAAGCAACACGCUUUUUCGAGGCUUCUCAUUUUCCACUCUCUCAACUCUUCCAGCCCACUGGAUCUGUAACCAUCACUGAACUCAAACUUUAUCUUUGCAAUGGGGGACAUCGAAGCUCCCGAUACGACUGGA
This is a messenger RNA of Oncorhynchus gorbuscha (pink salmon), 1436 nucleotides long. Its product is annotated as chemokine-like factor. Gene Ontology annotation, cellular component: membrane. The record is from RefSeq and is a predicted model, not a curated record. The transcript has 4 exons. The coding region runs from base 48 to 515 and encodes 155 amino acids. NCBI's taxonomy places the organism in Eukaryota, Metazoa, Chordata, Actinopteri, Salmoniformes, Salmonidae.